AUGGCGCUGGAGCCGCAACCGCCCAGCGUUCGCAAGCGCGUCAAGGUCUACGAACUCAGGGAUAAUGACUGGUUUGAUCGGGGAACGGGGUUUUGCACCGGCCAGUUCUUGGAAGAUGAACCGCGAAUAUUCGUCGAGUCUGAAGAUGAGCCUGGUCGGGUGCUCUUGGAAACGAAAAUAAACAGAGAUGAUGGGUAUCAGAAGCAGCAAGAGACAUUAAUCGUAUGGACGGAGCCCACCGGGACGGAUAUGGCGCUGAGCUUUCAAGAAGCUGAAGGCUGCGCGGUUAUCUGGGAUUUCGUCCACAGUGUCCAACACCAUAUGGGUGUGGCAACAACAGAUGACUUAUCAGAAGACCUUGAUAGCUACCACCAGGUCAUGCUACCCGCGCCGGAGCUCGGGAACCUACCAGAAAUUGAACAGAUUAUGAGAGUCGCCAGCAUGUCGCAACCCGGUCGAGAUACGCUAUCUAAAAUCGUGAUCCGCGACGACUACGUUACCAAAUUGAUCCCUCUCGUUUCCGUCGCAGAAGACCUCGAAAGCUUACCCGAUUUACAUCGCCUUUGUAGCAUCAUGAAAUCCGUCAUUCUCCUUAAUGACAACACUAUCAUCGAAAAUGUCGUUGCCGAUCCUCUUAUCCUCGGAGUUGUUGGAGCUCUAGAAUACGAUCCCGAGUUCCCUACUCAUAAAGCAAACCACCGGCAAUACCUCGCAGACGAAUCCCGCUUCAAGGAAGUCGUUCCGAUCAAGGACCCUAUCAUACGCAAGAAGAUCCGUUGUACAUGGCGCCUACAAUACUUGAAGGACGUCGUUUUAGCACGGAUUCUAGACGACCCGACGUUUUCCGUCCUCAAUUCGUUGAUUUUCUUCAACCAGGUCGAAAUCGUGAACCAUAUCCAAUCGAAUGCGGCAUUCUUAAAGGAGCUCUUUUCGGUCUUUGACCCCAGGAACCCAGACAUGAGGCGAAAAGAAGACGCGGUACAAUUCCUCCACCAAUGUGCGGUCAUCGCGAAGAACUUGCAGCCUCAAGGCCGCGCAAGUCUAUACGCCAACUUCAUCGGCCAUGGCCUUUUCGCCGUAAUUGCCUUUGCUGUGAAACACCCACGACCGUCAGUGAGAACGACUGGUAUCGACAUUCUGGUGGCGCUGCUCGACCAUGAUCCUAUCUUGAUGCGCGGCUAUAUGCUCAAGGCCGUCAACGAGAAGAAGACACCUCUCACGGAUACCUUGAUUGACCUGCUACAUAUGGAGUCCGACCUUGGCGUUAAGAACCAACUGGCAGAUGCCAUCAAAGUCCUGCUUGAUCCUCAAGUAACCAUGCAGGAUGCGAUGGGUCGGGCUGGCCCCGAUUACUUUGCCAAACUCCGUCCCAACAACAUUCUCUCUGAUGCGUUUGUACAACACCAUUUUGAUGAAUCGGCCAAGAAGUUGUUUAUGCCGAUGGGGAAUCUCGAGCAUCGUACUAAUUUUCAUGACCUCACGUUCCACGAAGUGGCAUUAUACGCUCAUCUUGUUGAUAUUCUUGGUUUCUUCAUUCGCCAAGACAUGUUCAGAAAUCGCCAUGUUCUCCAAACCGAAGCCAUUGCACCACGGAUAGCACAGUUGCUCACUGUGCCCCAGAAACAUCUCAAACUGGCUGCCGUGAAAUUCUUCCGCGGCCUAAUUGGCCUCCACGACACAUUCUACCAAGCAAUUCUGACACGUCACAACACAUUCGGCCUUAUCCUCGACAUUGUUCGUGAGACGAUGCCCCGUGACAACCUUCUAAACUCAGCAUGUCUCGAACUCUUCGAAUGCAUUCGAAGGGAAAACAUCAAAACGUUGAUUGUGCACGUGGUUGAGAAAUACCGCGAAAAGCUCCUGAGCAUCAUCUAUGUCGAUACAUUCAUCAACCUGGUCAACCGGUACGAACAGAUGCAGGGCUACGGGGCUGACGCUGAGUUCACGCUGUCUGCGCGGGGCGAGGAAGUGCAGACACCGAGAGUGCAGCCUAAUGGACAGCGGUGGCCAGGAGUUGGGGAGAUGGAUGCUGCCGAAGAAGCUUACUUUAAUACAUCAGAUGAUGAGGAGGAGUGGCAGCAAACCAAUUCCGAUGCCGCGCAGAAUGCCCCUACUCUUCCACCUCUUCCAGCCGCCAAACCAUUAGUUGACUACCCCGACGACGAUGAUGAAGAUGCGAUGGAUACACAAUCGGACUCGACACAAGCCCAGAAACAAGAAGAAAAGCCCUCGAGGCAAGAGCCUCACCUUACACAAUCUCCUGAAAUCAGACCUACAACACCACCAUCCCAGCCACCCCCUGAACGAUUAUCAGAGAAGCGUCGCCGUGAAGAGGAAGACGAAGACGAAUUAGUCAAGCUAACCUCUGGCGGACCGAAACGACGAAGCUCGACGAGCAGUAACUCGGGAAGCUCAGGGUUUUUGCGACGAAAAAGGAGCAUAGAAAAGGGAAACACGCAAAGUACCGGCAACGUCAGCGCACCACCCAAGAAGAUUUCGAUCAACAUCGGGGCCAAGUCCUCCAACACAACAACCACGACGAGCAGUGAACAGGAGAAUUGA
Messenger RNA from Aspergillus chevalieri, 2562 nucleotides. It is a transcript of the gene PSY2, whose product is annotated as SMEK family protein. Gene Ontology annotation, biological process: DNA damage response; protein dephosphorylation. Bases 1 to 2562 code for a protein of 853 amino acids. Gene Ontology annotation, molecular function: protein phosphatase activator activity. NCBI's taxonomy places the organism in Eukaryota, Fungi, Ascomycota, Eurotiomycetes, Eurotiales, Aspergillaceae. The transcript has 9 exons. Gene Ontology annotation, cellular component: protein phosphatase 4 complex; nucleoplasm. The record is from RefSeq and is a predicted model, not a curated record.